CGAUCGGCUUUCCCGCAUGACGGUGCGCCUUUUUCUUGCUUCUUCGUCCCCUGCGCAGAUUUAUUGACGCUGCAGGAAAUCUUGCUUUCCCUUUUGGCAUAUUGAAGCACGUCGUCGGAAAGAGUAAAUUUUGAAGAUCUCUCGGUCCACGAAGGCCAAGCCGGCAGACUCCUCGCUUGUUGUAAACGACACACCAACGCGAUUACUCCAGAGCGCGUUUGCUGCUACGUUGAGCAAACUCGAGUAAUGCAGAGACCCAAAGUCAAACCCUUUCUGUCCACUGUGCAUUCCGUUCGAGACGGAAGUCGCCAGCGGGCAAUCUACCAUUCCUGCGAGAGCCGUCGAGGCCAUGCAGCAUCCGAUGCCCACCGACUCGCCCACAACACACCGGGCCACAUUCGGUGUCUUGCCGGGACUCUGAUUGGCUCCAGGCACAUCUGUCACCGAACAUGCAUAUCACACGAGGGAUGGCCCCUAGGCGAGGAAUGUCUGAGAAUUGCAGAGGAUGGUCUGGUUGUCAUAAUCAGCCACCCGGGUGGACCAGAACCCACGACGAGACCUCGAGUAUGGAGAGGCCAAGACAAGGUGCUGCAUAUUUGUGCUCCUGUUGUUGUCCACCGUUGGGUGGAAGGCAUAUGACUCGUGCCGCCGGGCCAGCCGUGACAGAGGAGGCAUUCUUACAACUUGUCUGGGGCAGGGAGACAGGCUCCGCUCAGCUCAAGACGGCCCAUGCAUAUAUCGUUGCCUC
Messenger RNA from Colletotrichum phormii, 748 nucleotides. RefSeq lists its product as uncharacterized. The record is from RefSeq and is a predicted model, not a curated record. NCBI's taxonomy places the organism in Eukaryota, Fungi, Ascomycota, Sordariomycetes, Glomerellales, Glomerellaceae. The transcript has a single exon. Bases 247 to 639 code for a protein of 130 amino acids.